Molecule: messenger RNA, 1239 nt
Organism: Adineta steineri
Lineage: Eukaryota; Metazoa; Rotifera; Eurotatoria; Adinetida; Adinetidae
Source: the annotation of a GenBank genome assembly
AUGUCACUAAGUUCAGUAUUUUACAUGAAAAUAAUGCGUUUACAAAUUGCUAUACCAUUGAUCUUAUUAUUUAUUCUAUUAUCAUCAACAACAAGUGUCGCGUCUGAUGAAGUCACUAUCGAGAAUAAUUCAACUGCUUCUAAUGCAACCAAAGAGGAACCAAUGCCGAAAUGGGCUGGCUUUAUUGGAUGUAUUGUAGCAUCAGGCGUUUUUGGUUCGUAUCUAUUACCAGUAAAACAAUUUUCUGUUGGUGAUGGGUUUUUCUUUCAAUUUGUUUUUUGUGUUGCUGUUUGGCUUGUUGGUCUUAUACUUGAUCUUAUUAUAGGAAAUCAACGUUUCUAUCCACUUGUACUAGUUGGAGGUGUAUUAUGGACAACAGGAAAUCUUGUAACAGUUUUUUGUAUAAAAACGUGUGGUCUUUCUGUUGGUUUAUUAAUUUGGGGAACAACAAGUUUAAUUAUGGGUUGGGCAGGUGGGCGUUUUGGAUUAUUUGGUGUUACAGCACAAGUACCAGUAUCAACAACAGAUAAAGCAUUAAAUUAUAUAUCAGUCGUAUUAGCUGCAAUUAGUGCAAUAUUCUUUCUUUUUAUUAAAUCAACAACAACAACAACACCAACAAAGAGAAAAGCUUCGUAUGAUGCUAAUUAUGACGGUCGGUCAACAAUGGAAUUGAGUGACAGAAGAAAUACGGAUAAGAACGAUGCAGAUAAUCUUGAAACUGAUUUUCCAUUUCUUAAUCGAAUAAAUGAGAAACUACAGAAAGUAUUGGGCUGUGUUUUGGCUGCUUUAGCUGGAGUUUUUUAUGGAUUGAUGUUUAUUCCUGAUCAAUAUAUACGUGAUCAUAAAGAUGAUUAUGUAUAUGAUACAAAACCAGCACCUAUGAAUGGUCUUUUUUAUAUUAGUUCACAAUAUGCAGGUAUACUUCUUUCAUCUUUAUUCUAUUUUGUUGUUUAUGCAGCAUUAAAACACAAUAAACCAGUUGUUAAUGCAUCGGUUAUUUUACCAGCCUUAGCUAGUGGUGCACUGUGGGCUAUAGCAAAUAUUGGUUUUAUUGUUGCUAUAAGUGCAUUAUCAAGUGCAGUUGCUUAUCCAAUUGUUAGUGUUUUACCUGGUAUUGUAUCUUCAUUAUGGUCGUUAUUUUUAUUUCGAGAAAUUCAAGGGAAAAAAAAUUAUAUAUUCCUUGGUAUUGGUAUGGUCAUUCGAAUUCUUGCUGCUGUAUUUAGUGGUCUUUCAGCCUAA